AUGAAAAAUUUUACCGAAAUCUCACAUGAAUGGAAUAUAAGCCUAGAGUUGAAUGGAAACUUCUGCACUAAUGUCACUCUUCUGGAGGAAGAGCACAUCUUAAGUCAGGACGCAGUUUGGUACGGUCUGCCGAUAGUUUAUUUUGUUUCCAUUCUUCUUGCAACGUGCGGGAACAUCUUUUGGAUCAUCUUCUUGUGGAGGUCUUCCAGAGGCAGGCGGUCGUCCAAUGUUUUGCUCAUCAUGAACCUCGCGUUCUGCGAUUUGCUCAAGUCAGUGUUGGUUGCUCCUUUGAGAAUGGUCGAACUUCAUUUGUUUAAAAACCAAGAGGCCACAUAUCAUACAAUCAAUAUCUGCUGCUUCAUAAACUGCUUCGAAUUAUAUUUAUCGUUUGUGGGAUUUCACACGGUGAUGGCCAUCAGCCAGGAAAGGUUGUGCAUAAUCUGUUUCCCUUUCUACGCACGGAAGUGGCUCAAUCAGAAUGUAGCUCUGGCAACGAUAUUCCUGAUAUCCGCUAUUUCACUGGCUACAUCCUUGCUCUAUUCUUUGUUUUAUUCGCAAAUAGUAAUCGUUCAUCCAACUUGCAAGACUGCUUACAACGUGUGCUCGUACACAUUCGUUCUUUCCACCAGCAGAGCCUUGGGAGCCAGGUAUUUUACACUCGCAGUAACCAUCUUCUACUACAUCAUUCCAGUCAUCGUCGUGUCAAUUUCUUACGCAAAAAUAGUUGUUAGUUUAAAAAAGACAAUUGAGAUGUUGAAACGUGAUGUAUUCGAUGGACAAAGCAAUCAUCCAGGAAGAGACAUCAGAUCAAAAGAAAUUAUGGCUAAAGCUUCUAAUUCUGCCGACAAAAAAAGUUCAGACAAAAAUUCAACCUCAAAAGGUUUUUCAAAUAAGCAAGAUGGGGCCCCAUUGAGACAUUCAGUAAAAAGCACGCUGAAAGUCAUAAAAAGUCGCAAGUCUCUUAGUUAUUUGAUGAUCAUUGUAGCAGUUUGUUUCACUAUAUGCCAUGGACCGUUAAUUUUCAUGAGCUUGUUCAUGAGUUUUGGAUACAGGAUGGAUAACAACACAAUAUUUGUUUUAAUUUUAUUCAAAUGGCUUUCAGUCGUCAGUUCUGUGAUCAAUCCAAACGUUUAUUCCACUAAUAAAAGAGCGUUCAGAAGACAAUGA
Helobdella robusta is the source of this 1167-nucleotide messenger RNA. RefSeq lists its product as hypothetical. The transcript has a single exon. Gene Ontology annotation, cellular component: membrane. The coding region runs from base 1 to 1167 and encodes 388 amino acids. NCBI's taxonomy places the organism in Eukaryota, Metazoa, Annelida, Clitellata, Rhynchobdellida, Glossiphoniidae. The record is from RefSeq and is a predicted model, not a curated record. Gene Ontology annotation, molecular function: neuropeptide receptor activity. Gene Ontology annotation, biological process: neuropeptide signaling pathway.